AUAUAACAAAACACAUAAUAUAACAAUAAUUUAAGAAUAUAUCGAAUAAAAAUAUAAGUUAAAAGAUUUUUAUAAGAUUCUUAAAAGAGUCAAAGGAUCCAGGCAUCUGUGAGAUCGACGAAGAUGGCAAACGUAUUGUGGUUUCUGUUAUCAACAAUUAUCGUCGCGCUGAUUGCUGACACGUGCGCGGACAUCACAAAUCUCAGCAGUACGAUCAAGUUGCUGCAGGAACAAGUGAACGCAUUGCUGAAUCAUCGGCAGGAAGAUUACAAUGCUCUGGAGAAGAGUUUGAAACGCGCGAUGGAGAAAAACACCGAACUCAUCGUCCUCAGAAACGAGAUGAAGCAACUUAGAAAGGAAGUAAACGCUCUUCGCGGCGGAAGCGGUAACGAGGCGAAAAACGAGCGAUUGCGGGUACGAUGGCUCGGAAGCGCUGUAACGGAGUUGCAGAGUGAAGUAGCCGAAGUACUCAGAACGCGAAACGCCAGCGAGGAACUCGCCGAACGUUCAAGAAUGAGGAGCGAACUGGCUCUGUUAAAGAGUGACAUCGCCGAGGUUGGUAGAAGUAUACGCGAUCUCGGUGGCAGAAUCACCAAGAUCGAAGCUAUCCUUGGUACUAUCAAACUUGACAUCGCCGCGAUCAAGGAACGCUCCAGCUUUCUAUCACGCUCUUGCGCGGAUGUCGGUAGUCAGGUAAAUUAUCUUUUUUUAACUGUUAAGUAACUGUUAAGUAAUAAG
Molecule: messenger RNA, 738 nt
Organism: Pseudomyrmex gracilis
Lineage: Eukaryota; Metazoa; Arthropoda; Insecta; Hymenoptera; Formicidae
Product: protein scabrous-like
Exons: 2
Coding region: 124-723 (199 amino acids)
Source: RefSeq, a predicted model, not a curated record